Caenorhabditis auriculariae is the source of this 22087-nucleotide messenger RNA. The record is from the annotation of a GenBank genome assembly. Lineage: Eukaryota; Metazoa; Nematoda; Chromadorea; Rhabditida; Rhabditidae.
AUGGCUUUGCCAGAUAGAAACGACGUUUUUGAGUUUUGUGGCUUUGCGAAUGGAUCUUCUUUUCGAACCAAGUUAGUUUUUGUGUGGAUUUUUGAGGGAAAUAUGUAUUUUUGAGGUAUUUCCUGGAUGAAUCCACCAUGACAAUAACGCCAUGCGCCGAGCUUUUGCUUAUUUCGGUUCAGACGAUCCCGCUUUUUUUCUUCACUUUGAUAAAUUACUCACUUCUCAGGGUGAUGAUUAGAUGAAAGAGUGGAAAGUAUUUAAAAUACUCUGUUCAGCGUUUCUACCCUCGCUUUGAAUCUCCCGCGAUCCCGAGAAUUUUCAUUUUUCGAUCUUUUGUGAGCUUCGUUUCAGCCGCCGUUCUGGUUUUCUCCAUAGUUUUCACAGCAUUUGGGGUAGAUGAAAUGCAAAAUAAUGUUUUAAUUGUUUUUUUCAAGGGAAAAGGUUUCGAAAUAAAAUCGGCGUUUCAAAUUGAAUACGGUUUGAUGGCCUUGACAUGGCUCGCCUAUGCGUUUUUGUGGGUUUUCUCGGUUUUCGAGCAAAGGUCCGUUAUUUUUAUCAUUUUUUAAGGUAAAAUAGGUAUUUUUUCAGUUGGACAAGAUCAAGAGAACUCGUGGUGUCGGCCUUUUUCGCUUCGAAAGUUUAUUAUUUAAUUUUGGCGAAUCGAUGGAUUUUAUACGGAUUUCUGAACCCAAGAACCAUAAUUAUAGCAGUUUUGGCCGUUUUUCAAACGAUCAAUUCGGUGAAUGGAUUCAUCGAGUGGCGAAUUCACAAGUUGGUUAUUUUUAAAGGCGCAUGGGCAAAAUUUAUGAAGGUCUUGAGGCGAAGAACAUUCUUAGUGAAUUUUUGUCAUGAACGGCUUUUAAAAAUUUGUAAUUUUCGAGGAAAUUACCAGUUUUUGAGAUUUUUUGAAACUGCACAUGUUUUAAAGUAUUUUAUUGAUAUAAAAAAAUCUAAAUUUUUGAGGAAAUUAUUAAGAAUUUUUAAAUAGAGUAUUUUUCCGUUUUUUUAAAAAAAGUUUUAUUGUUUUUUUCAGAGGCUCUUUUGAUGAAACUACUUUUUUUCAGGGACCACUUUAGGGCUUUGAUGUUUUUAGUAGACACUAUAGUAGUCGACUUAGAGGCCACUUAAGUGGCAAAAAAAUCAGUGAUUUUUUGAGUAAACUACUGCAUCACAAAAACUACUAUAGUGGCCACUAAGACGCAAAAUAGUGGCUUCUAAAAGGUGGUUUUAGUGGCCACUUUAGUGUUCUCUCCAAGUAGUCCUUUAGGAACCUCUCAAGUGGUCACUAAAGUUUUUCCCACUAAAUAUUAGAUUUUUCAUAUUUUUCCAUCCUUUUCUGGUGAAAAAGCGACAUUUUUUUCCAGAAGAUCCCAAUUUUUUUCCCACGUCGCGUUUCCACUCGAAGUCGAUGAAACUGUUCAUCUGGACGACUUGGCCGACGAACAGGCCUCGAUUUUCUCCCGGAUUUUCUUCCUUUGGACAAAUCAACUCGUGAAAAAAGGCGGCAGGAAGCAGCUGAAUGCGGUUGGUCGUGGGAAAAUUGAAAAGGAAUUUCAAAAUCAAAAAAAGAAGGAUAAAAGAAAAUAGAUGAUGUUACAGUUUCACAGCCAAGGGAAAAACAAAUAGCAAGAUUUAUCGGUGCUUCUCGGCUAUACUUCUGGAUUUCAUACGAAAAAUGUUGAUCAAAUUCUUUCUUUGAAAAUGGAUUUUUUUCAACAUUUAAGUGGUCACUAGAGGCGUGCUUAAAGAUUCCCCUCAAGGGGCUGUUUAACCUCCCCUUCAGAGGGCACUAAAGAUUGAAAAAGUGGCCACUUUAGGGGGAGCAUUUUAGGGUUUCCAAGGGACAAAAAUUAAGAUUUGACGCAAAAAAACGUUCUGUUUCAGGUGUUAGAAAAAUAACAGUUUUGUCAAUUUUUUAAAAAUGAUGACUGUCGAUUAAAAAAAAAUAAAAGGCCACUUUAGGGACCACUUGAGCUUAAGGGGGGUAAACUAAUAUUGACCAGAUAAAAUUUGGUCUUCUAGGAAGAGCUAAAUUUUGAUUGCUGUUAGGUUUUUUCUCCCUGAUCCCUCUAGUGACCACUCUGGCGUUUCUAUCCUUUUUACACAUUAGGUUUCUUUACCGGUUUUUGAAUUUUUCGGAGUUUUUGAAAAAAAUUUCCAAUGAAAAUUAGAGCCAUCAUAAAUUCGUCUUCAUUAAAAAAAUCGGAAUUUUUUUCAUUUUUUUAACUAUUUUUUUCCUCAUUUAUAGGCGUUUGUAUGACGAAAAAUUGUUCAUUUUUUUCAACUUUUUUUGUUUUUUUAACGGAACUUUUUCAAAUCUUUUUAAAAAAACCUUUAAAAAAAUCCAGUACUUUUUUUCCAGUUGGACGACGUCUUCAAACUCCCACCCUCCCUCCAAGUGGGCACUGUAGAGAGGGCGAUGGUCGAAAAUUCUCCGACCUUUUAUUCCGACGGAACUCCUUAUUCCAUCGCCAAGUCCCUUCUGGCGACGUUCGGCGUCCAAUUCUUCUCCCUGGCCGUUCUUCGUCUCGCUUCUGACGCCUUCACCUUCGCCGGACCCAUCCUGCUUCAUCUUCUCGUUCAGACCUUCGAUUCGCCCCUUCCUACGGUUCGUCUCAAUGGGAUUUUAGGAAGAAAAAGAGGAAAUUCCAAGGAAAAACAGAAAAUUUGGUUUUAUUGAAGUUUUUAUCCCGAACUUGCGGGACUUUGAGCUUUUUUUCCGCUUAAGAGAAGUUUAUGAAGUUCAAAAAAAGCUUCAAUGGUUGAAAAUGAAUCAGCGUCAGAUGUCCUUCACGUCAGAAAAUGAACCAUUAAAUGAUCACUAAAGUGAUUUUUUCAACUUUUGAGUGGUCACUCAGGGGUUUAACAAAAAUGGUGCUGCAAGUGUGACCGACCUACUUAGGAACGCCGGAGUGGUCCCUGGAGGGGCAGGCUUAGGAAUACUUGAAUGUGUCCCUCUAGGGACCACUAAAGCUUGCAAAAAUGACCACUCUAGGGCAGCGUGCUAUUGGGGUCGUUUUGAACGUCAUAGCAGAACGAAAAGUUGAAAACCGCUCUAGGGACCACUCAAGCUUUAGGAGUCAGAACUUGAACCCCUAUAGGGAACAUUUAAAUUCUAACUCUAUAGGGAGCACUAUUUUUUUCAUUUUAAGAGCCGUUUUUUCCUCUAGUAAGAGGGACAUUUUUCCUGUUUUUUUUUCGUUAGAAGAUUCUCGAGUGAACUUUUAUUUUAUGAGAGGUUAGACGUGAAAAAAAAUUUAAGAAGUUUUUUUGAUUUUUUAAAGAUUGAAAAUAAUAUUUUAUCGUCGCAAAAAAUUUUUUUCCAGAACGACAGCUACACUUACGCCGGUCUAAUGAUAGUCUGCUCCUUGGCCGCAGCUCUUUUCUCUGCGAAUUUCAACUAUUAUGUCCAGAAGAUCAGCUUCAAGUUGGUUUCUUCAAGAAAAGCUUUAAAAAAUCGAUAAAAAAGGGUCCGAGCAGCGACGAUCACAGCGGUGUACGACAAGCUGACCUGUGUCCCGUUGGCCGAAAUGCGCGGCGUUUCUUCCGGUAAUAAUUGCCUUUUUUCCUGGUGAAAAUGUCCCAUGCAGAAUGGUAACGUCUUUGAAGCAAAUCGGAGGAAAAAACCACUUAGGGACCCCUAGAGUGGACCUUUGAAGACAACUGAAGUAACCCCUCUAGGGACCACUCUAGCGUUACUAAUAACCUAAAAUCAGUUUUUUUUAGAACUAGAUUUUAUCCUCUUUAUGCUCCAUAGUCUGUUAUGCGAGAAGCAAUCACGUUUAAAAGCACAGCCGAAAAAAAUGCUACCGUAACAAUUUUUUGGCUCUUUUCUCUAAAAUUUCACCAAAAAAAGGCCUCGAAGCGAAAUUUGGUCCAACUUAGUAUACGGUACUUUUUGGAGAUACAGAAGCUACCGUAUCCCCAGCUUUUUUCAUUUUUGCCUACAAAACUACAAAAAGGUCUCGAAGGGAAGUACGGUACUUUUUGCAAAAAAUAGCUACCGUAUCCACAGCCGUUUGUUCAUUUUUCUUCACAAAAAUUGGAAAAAAUUGUAUCGAAACGAAAUUUGGUUGGUCAAGUUUGUUAUACGGUCACUUUUGCAACAAAAAAAUUCGCACUUUUUACUCAAAAAAAGAAAAGUGAGUUUCAAUCAAUUGGGAGGGACGAACAAAUAGAAUAAUCAACUCCAUAUUUAGUCGUUAUUCGAAACAGAAACGUGACGUUGCUCAGAGUUCAGCGUUUUUUUGUCAAGAUGAAUACUUUUUACUCGACUUUUUCGGAAGGAAAAACGUGUCGUUUUGAAAUUUUUUUGUAAUUUUUUUCGAGAAAAAAAGUUAUUGUUUUAUUGUUUCAAAAAGAUUCAAAAAAAGCUGUACAAUCCACGAGAAAAAAAUUGGCGGAAAAUAUUUUAUUUUUUUCUAGAAUUUCAAGAAAAGCAGGAUUCAGGACAAAAAUUGAACUUUUGAGAUCUUGAAAAUGUGAAGAAAUUUUUUUAAAAAAAUUACAUUUUUCCCGAGUUUCGCUAUGAAAAAAACCCAUUUUUUUCUCAAGUUUUUGCAUAGAAAGUUUUCAUUUUUUUGUCCCAAGUUUUUCAUUUUUUUCCUUGUUUUUGAAUCGAAAAAAAUUGAAAUUUUUAAAAGGGAAAAUGAUGAAUUUUUAUCUCGACGGACGUCGAUUGUAUCGUCAAUUUCUGUAAUUCUUUUCCACGCUUUUUUUGGAGUUUGCCGGUCCAACUUUGCGUCGCCUUGUAUUUGCUUCAUAGAGAGGUUUGUUCAGAAUGUUUUCUUUAUAUUCUGUAAUUUUUCUUAGUGAUUCUAUAAGGUUUUUUCUAUGAAAAAAAGAAAGGUUUUAUUUUUUUAAAGGUUUUUUUGAAGAAAAUUUCAAUUUUUUCGAACUCUUCGCUUUUGAAACAGUUAUUGAACCGAGUUUUUCAUGAGUUUUUUGUUAAAAAUCACAAAAUUCGCAAUUUCGAGUCACUCAUCAUUUUUUUGUACAGAGGAGUUUGUUCAGAAAAAAAACAUUUUCUAAAAAUUAAUUUUUAUUUUAUUUUUCUUCCAGAUUUUUCAGUUUUAACCGGCCUUUUUUUCUGAAAAUGGCAUUUUUUUUUCAUUAAAUCAUGUUCUCAAGCUAUUUUUGGUUUGAUCUGCAGGUUGGAAUGGCCUUCAUCUCGGGUCUCGUCGCCGCCAUUCUACUCAUUCCCAUCAAUAAAGUUAUAACGAAUUAUAUCGGGAAAAUGAGCGAAAGGCUGAUGAAUUGCAAGGAUUUGAGGAUCCGAGUGAGUUUUGAAAGAUUAAAAAAAGAAAAAAUCAAAUUCUAUAAUCCAAGUAAUAGAAAAUUGAAAAAACAGGGAAAAAGUGGAAAUUUCCAAUUUUCAAUGGAUAAAAUUGACAUUUGAAAAAAAGAAAAAAAUAAGAGAGGAUUAAUUUUUGAGAAAAGGGCUUUCUUUUAUUAUAUAAACAUUGAAACAGGAGUUUGAGUUAAUUUUUUUGAUUGAGAGAAAAUCUCUGAUUUCAAUGUUUUAUCCAUCAGAACAAGACAACUUUUGAUCAAAAAAAAUUUUUUUCUCCAAAAAAAAAAAAAUUUAAAAAGGAAAAUUCUUCGUGAGAAUUUAAAAUAGGACAAUUAAAAAUUAAAAGUGUUCACAGUUUCAAAAAAAUUUUUAAUGUGGAAAAGUUUGAUUAAAAUUGAUUUGAAUCCAAAUAAAUUGUUUUGGAAGUUUACUGUUUCAAAUACUUUUCAACAAAAAAAUGUAGACACUUUGUGAUGUUGGGAACAUUUUUUUCGAGCUCUUAUGAAAUACGGGCGUUUAGAAAAAUGCGUCCGCUUUUUUUGUGCUCCACUGUAAAUUAAUAACAUACCUGCGUUUUUUUGAAUGUUCAUUUUUUUCUUUUAAAAUGAAAAAUAAUUUUUUUAAUUUUUUUCUAUUCUUUUUCUAAUCAGCCUGUUGAUGCCUUUUUUAUUUUUGACAGUAAACCAUUUUUCAAGAUUUAUUUUUGUCCCAUAUCCAAUUUUUUUCACCUCAUUUUUGGUUUAUUAAUUUUUUUCAAGCAAUAAAAAUAUUUUUAUCAUAAUGAGUUUAUUAAUUUCGUUGUAUUACUAUUGAAUCGUUUUUCAAAGGAAAAAAAUACAAAAUUUGAGAUAAAGUGCCAGAAAAGGCGAAAGAGAUAAGAUCAAGAAACGCGUGUAUUUUUAUUAAUUUUUCAGUGGAGCACGAAAAAAGCGGUCGCAUUUUGUAAAAACCUGUAUUUUUUUUUCGACUUUGAAGAUAUAUGUCUUGGUCAUCAGUAACGCGAAACGGAUGUUUCUGGACAUUUCUAGGGAUCACUUAAGAGUUCUGAAGCUACUAAAGUGGUCACUAGAACAUUUUCGAGGCAUUAGUUGCUAACUUCUCAUAUUCAAGUGUUAUCAAGAAUUUCACGCUUUAUUCUGUUGAUUUUUAAAAUAAUUUGAAAAGGUAAUCUCAAUUUUUUUAAUCAUUAAUUUAUGUUUAUUAAAUUCAUUUUUUCAAAGAAGUUUCAAAAAAACUCUUAAAGAAUGGUUUCAGGGGGCCUCAGAAAUGCGAUUUGUGUGAAACAAAUUGGAAAAAAAUCCUUUUUUUGAAUUCAAUUUAAAAAUCUAGGGUUCACAUGAAUAUAUACUCUUUAUCUAGAAACAAAUAACUAAUACGUUUUUUUGAAGAUUGGGAGAAAAUAUUCCAUUUUUAGAUGAUCAAGGAGACGAUGGAAGGAAUAAAAAGUGAUCAAAAUGUCCUCCUGGGAAAGGAUUUUCGAGCAGAAAAUCACCGAUUUGAGAAACGCCGAGCUCCGUUAUUUGAAGGUAAAAAAAUGAAUUUUGAAAAGGCUUUUUUUCAUUUUUUGUAGUUACUUUGUAGCUAGAAAUUCAAGUUUUUUUAGUAUGGUUUGUUAAAAUUUCUGAUGUUGUGAGAAAUUUUAGUGGUAACUUAAGGGUUUCGACGUUUUAGUGGCCACUAUAGUAGCUGAAUUAAUGACUACUUGAGUGGUUAGAUUUUUGUGGCCUCUUCAGAGGUCUGAGUGAUAAUACUGGACUAUUAAAAUUACUAUAGGGGCCACAAAAACCCGAAAAAGAGGCUUCUAUUCAUAUGUUUCUAGUGGCCACUUUAGUGUCUUCUCCAAGUAGUCCUUAGAACACCUCUAUAGUGGCCACUAGAGUUUUUUCGCAGUAAGAUGAGAAUUUUAGGUAUUUUUCAAGAUUUUUAUAUUUUUUUUUUGAUUUUUUUCAUAGACAAGGAUCCAUUUUUGAAUACUCGGAAGCUUGAAAAAAGCUUAUUGCCGACUAUUUUUCUUAACCGUUUCAACCUUCUCUUGUAAAUUUUUCGCCAUGAUUUUCUUAAUCCGUAUUCGUUGCAGAUCCGCAAGUACCUCGACGCAGUUUGUGUGUAUUUGUGGGCCUCGGCGCCGCUUUUGAUCACGAUUUCCAUUUUGGCCACGUACACCUUGGUCCUACAUGAAAAGUUGACGUCCGCCAAGGUUUGGAUCCGAUUUCAUCAGAUUGCCGUUUCAGAUUCGUUUUUCAAGCUGAAUUUUUUCUUGUCUUCACUCUGUGCAUGCUAUGAACUAGAGGUGUUUAAAUAAUGCGAUGUCUGUAAAAAACGACCGUUUUUUUUGUGCUCCAUCGAAAAUUUAUAAAGAACGAGCGUUUUCGAAUUUUUUUUUCCUUCAAAAUACAAGUAGAAAAUGAUGUUUCGAUUUUUGGUAGUGGUUCCUCUUUCGUAAUUUCGACAGCAUCGUUUUUCAAAUCAUUUUUGAAGAUUUACUUUUUUCUCAUUUAAUUUCCGGUUUAAUAUAAUUAAAUUGACUGUAGCAAGAACCUAGUGAGAAGACUCAAUUUUUGAAAUUAAAAGAAAUGUCCAUCAUAAAAAAAUUUUUGAUGAGUAAUUUUCCAUUUUUUUUUUUUGCAAAGUUAUCAUUUUUCGACCAUAUAUAAGAUUUUUCGUUGCAUUUUUCAAAGCUCAUUGAUCCAAUUUUCCAGGUUUUCACCUCCCUGGCCCUCGUUAAUAUCUUGAUAAUGCCUCUGAACGCAUUUCCGUGGGUUCUGAACGGUUUGGUCGAGGCUUUGGUCUCGAUAAAACGGCUGGAAUGGUUUUUUGCCCUGAGAAAUAUCGACAUGAACGACAUUUAUUCACAGGCUUCGGGUUGGUUUUUCGAGAGAAAUGAGAGAAAAUCAAAGAUAAAAGGAUAUUUAGUUGAAAAGCUAUGCAUUUGGGCAGAAAAUAUUGGAAAAUCCUUGUUUCAUGAAAAUUUACAAGGCCUUACAUGACGAAAACCGGAAAAAAAGGUAAUGAGUAUUUCAGAAAAAAAGAUUAUUUUACAGUUUUUCGCAUUUUUUUCUGUUUAUAGAAUAAGUUCAAAAUGAAAAAAAUUUACUUACAUCGGAAAAUUAAAAAAAGUUGAGCUUCAUUGAAAUUUCAAUGAUUUUUGAAAGGUUCAAACGCGAAAAUUUGAGAAAAAAAUUAUUAGUUUCUUGAGAAUAAGGAAAGUAAAAAAAAUAAGGCAAUUUCAAAAUGAUUUUUUAUUGUGUUUCAAAUUUAGAAUAAGUUCUGAAAAAACGGUUUCAGAAGGUUCAUUUUUUUGUAUUUUUUUCGAUAUUUUUUUAUAGAAAAUAUAUUUUUUUCUAUAUUAAUUCCAUUUUUUUGCGAGAAAAAAACUUUUAGUGGACACUCAAAAAUCCCCCGAAGUUUGAAAAAAAUAUUUUUCUUGAAUGAGUAGGGAAAAAUUGUAAUGUUAGAAAUUUUUUUGCGAAUAUAGUUUUUUUAAGACGAAAAAAAUGCUGAUUUCUGUGAUCGAUUUCGAUAUUCUAUGAUGCUUUGCAUAGAAAUUAUAUUAUUUUUAUCAAAGUGAACCCCAUUUUUCGAGUGAAAACCCUCUAGGGAACACUCGAAAAUAUUCUUUUAAUUAAAAUAUUAUUCUUGAAAAAAAUUGGAAAAAAAAUAGAAGAUUUUUUGAAUAUCGAUCUUUAAGACGAGAAAACGCUACUUUCUGUGAUCGAGGGCAGUUUUUUUCUGGAGUUCCAACACGGUUGCCGUCCAGGGAAUCAAUUUUGAAGGACAAGAAGUUAGUUUUUUUUCUCAAUUUUUCAGCUUCUUGUAAAUUUUUUAAUCAAAAUUUACCUUUUCCCGUCAUUUACAACUGAAGAUUGAGCUUCUAGGGCCAAAUUAUCGGCAUAACCGGCCAGGUCGGAAGCGGAAAAUCGACCCUUUUGCAAGGUUUUCCGUGGAUUUUGAUUCAUAAUAAAUUUGCCGAUUUUGAGGAAUCCUUGGAGAAACGAAAUAUCUGAUUGAAGCCAUGAAAAUCCGACAAACUUCGAUUUCGCAAGGUUUCGGCUACGUCGGACAGGAAAGAUGGCUCUGGAGAGGUGAUUUUUAGGGGAUUUCAAGGCUUUGGAAGCUUUCAAAACUAUUUUCAUGAAGUUCAUCGAAAAUAAAGUGAAAUGAGGGUUUUACGCCGACGAAACAGCGGUUUUUGAUUGUGAACGCAUGAUAAGGAAUGGCAGAGAGCGCAAGUCGCUGGCCGUCGGGCGCAUGUUUUUUGGGGGUGGCUGGACAGUGCCGCACGCGUCUAGGACGUGAUGAGUGACUGAGUAGGAAUCUCAAUGAAAAGUGUGAUUUGAAAAACAGUUAUACCUCUGAUCCAAGUUUCAGCGCGAUUAUUUGAGAGGUGGAUGAUUUCGAAUGGUGAUUCGAGUACUAUGUUGGCUGCGCGAAAUUCGAAAUAGCCUUAAGAGAGUGAAAAAGAUAUCUAAAUUUUGGAGAGCCAGGCGCUCGGAAGAGAAAACUUGAAAGGAAGUUCCUGGAAUCAUCGGAAAAAAAUUAAAAUAAUGAAUCUAGAGGUACUUGGAAGUUGAAAAGUCGAAAAAUUCAUUUUAUCGAUGGUAGGAAGGAAUUUUGGGUUGCCGAAUAUUCGUGAGCGUUAAUUGUGCAUACACCAAUCUUGGAGGCUCGAAGCUUUGAAAACGAUUCUUGGGAACAUUCACUUCUUUUCUGAUUUUUUAUAAUUUUUCCAAUGUUUUUGUUACCAGAAGUUGAUGGAGAAUAUAUACAGAGUGAAUGAAAAUGUGGUAGCCGUUCUGCAGCGAAUCUUUGACUACGUCUAUGCGAGAAAGGCGCAUUAUUUGAUAAAAAGUUAGUUGAAAAAAAUCACACAGUGUUCAUUUGUGGUCGAAACACGACAUCCUCACAAUAAAACGACAAAGGAAAAAAAAAUGAAGGAAAGAAAAGAUGGAAAUUCAAAAAAGAGGUUAAUUUAUCCCAAGAAUCGUUUGCAAAAAUUCAAAUUUUCAAAGAUUCGAGCCUCCAAGAUUGGUGUAUGCACAAUUAACGCUCACGAAUAUUCGGGGAACCAAAAAUUCCUUCCUACCAUCAUUUUAUCAUCGUUCGGAAAAAAAUCCAAAAAAAUAGCAGUUCCUUCCGAGUUUCGUAGAGCUGUUUUUGGACUUUUCAAUAUUUUUCUUCCAACACGGCGUAAGGACCAAAAAAAUUGAAUAAUAAAUAUUGAAAUAUUGCAUUUCAUACAAUUCUCUCUUUUUUUAAAUGCUUUCUGAUAGUUUGGUCUUUUUAAUGCAUUCUAAAUCACUAUUUUUUUCUGACGUAGUUUCCUUUUAUUUUUUUAAAGUUUCAACGAAAAAGACAACAAAAAAAUUUUGAAGUUCGAGGUAACACAAAAAGCGGCUUUUUUUAUAAAUUUUUGUCAAGGCAGCUUUCUUCUUGCGAAAAAAAUUCAAAAAAAAGUGAAACAUCUGCUAGGAAAAAUAGAAAAAUACAAAGAAAAAAAGCGUUUUUUUGUAAUUCCGUGACAUAAUCGUUGAAUAUUAGUAGUUUUUAUAUUAAAAGGUUGAUCCAGAGAAAAAAAUCCGAGCUUUUGUUCAACUUUUUGGUGCUUUGAAGAAGUUUGAAACAAAAAAAUUAUGAAAAAAAUGCUCUUUUUUUCUGCGAGUUUUUUUAUGAAAUACUUCAGUGAAAUAUGAAGAAAAAGAGAUUGAAAUAAAAAUGAUUCUUAGGGACUAUUCGUGAGAAUAUCCUCGCCGGGAAACGCUUUGAACCGGCUCGGUACGAGGAAGUUCUGAGAGAUUCUUGCCUCAUUUCGGAUAUUCAGGUCAUUUUUUCAAGAUUCUGAAGGGAAAAAUAGAGAGUUUUAGUUGAUGCCCGGCGGAGAUGCCUAUGAAAUUUCGGAUAAUGGAUCUUCUUUGAGUGGCGGCCAAAGGACCAGGGUCGCUCUGGCCAGGGCUCUUUAUCAGGUUUUUUUCCUCGAAAAUUAAAAAUAAUCCUUGUUUUUUUUUUUUUGAUAGUUCAGCGGCUUCAAAGGGAAUAGUUUUUCAAGAAAUAUAAUCACAAAAAUAUCGAAUCAAUGAAAAAAAUAAACAAUAAAUGAUGAUAUUUUUGUAACUUUUUUUCGUAUUGAAAAGUAGCUCGACCGCAUUUGGAAUGGCUCGCGCAUUUUUUUGAUGUCACGAUAUUUUUUUGAUUUCCAAUAGUUUUCGGGGUCAUAGAUAUUGAAUUAUUUCAAAGAAAUAUUUUUGGUGGUAUAAAAAAAAUUAACGAGACUUUUCUGAUUUUUUCGUGUCGCUAGGGAACUUUCCGACUUUUUUUUCUAGAUAAAAUCUUCGUUUUGAAUUUUUUUCUAUAUGAAUAGGCAGUAUAUUCAGGAUUAAAAUACAAAAAAAGGGACAAAAAAAGUUAAUAAAUUUUUUUAUAAACCGGAAAAAUAUAUGGGAAAAAAAUUGGAAAAAGUCACUGUUGGAAAUCUUGCAGUUUUUCAUUUCAUACCUUCCAAAAUAAUGUGAUUUCCACUCCUAAAGCAAUGAGAUUGCAUUUUGUGAUUUUGACUCGAGAAUAUCGUGAGAAAAAAGACAUUUGUGCACUUCUCGAUUUUUUUCCAACAGUGCUCUUUAGACUAGAAAAAACGUUUUAUUGAACAAAGAAAUAAGGAAAUUCCAGAAAGAGUCCAAUUUUUCAUUCUAAUAUGCUAAUAGUUCAAAUGAAAUUGAAGUUUAUCGAUGAUUACCGUUUCAGACGUCAAAUUUUUUUCUUUGAAUUUCUGAUUUUUUUACACUUGUACUAACCAACUGAUUGAAAAAUAAGAAUUUUUGAACAUUUGUAGGACAAUUCGGUGUACCUAUUCGAUGAACCAUUUGCUUCGCUCGACCGAAAAGUGGCCGAUUCAAUCUGGAAAAAUGUCAUGGAAAAGCUCAGGGACAAGGUUUCUUUUCUUUGGUUUUUCUCAAAAGGAAGAUAAUUUCAAUCUGAAACAAGAUGACCAGAAAACUCCGUGGUGUACCGGAAAAAUGUCAUGGAAGUCUCAAACUGUGAAAUUUCCUGGCUUUCGAGAAAUAAGGGCGCAAUGCUCCGAAAAGGCCUAUUCUAAUGGAUUUUCAGGGUUCUUUUUGACUUACAAGUGAUCUUUUUCCGAAAAGAUUUGCUCAUUUUUACGGAUUUCUGGCUUUUGUUUAACUUUGUAAUGUUCUUUUUUUUCUGAAAAAUUUGCUCAUUUUAUCGAAGGUAUAGGAUUUUUUCCGACUUUGAGGUGUCCUUUCUAAAAAAAUGGCUUACUUAAUUGUUUUUGAAGCUAUUUUUGAUUGAAAACCUAUCUUUUUUCCGAAAAAAAUAGGCUCAUUUUUUUAUGAAUUUUCAGGGAUUUUUUUCGAAAAAAAUUGACUUAUUGUUUUUUUGGGUAUUUUUUUACUUGAAGCUAUCCUUUUUUGAAAAAUAGAAAGCUUUCCAGCUCGAGAAUGAUUUUUCAGGAUCAUUAUUUGGUACAAUAAAAAAGUGUUCUGGUCUGUUUCUCAUGAAAUUUUAAGAAAGGUCCCUGGAAAUUGUCGAUUUUAUAGAGUUUUGAGGUUUUUUUUUUGACUUCAAACCGUAAUUUCUCGAAAAAAGGGCUCAUUUAAGCGGUUUUUAGUGAGUUUCUUUGACUUUCAAGCUCCUUUUGUUUUCAAAACUAGGUAGUUUUCCGACUUGAGGAUGGCGUUCAAGGUUUUUAUAUGGUAUAUCCAGAAAGAAUCGGGUUUUCGAGUUUUCAUCACGAGUUUUCGAAGGUUUUCUUCGACUUUUAGGUGUCCUUUCUAGAAAGUUGGAUUUUAACGGGUUUUUAGGGGAUUUUUAUUCGUAUUUAAGAGAUCCUUUUUUUUCAACUUUAAAAUGACUUUAACUAUCUUUAUUUGGGUUACGAAUGAAAUUUCUGGUAAUUUUUCAGGAAUAGUAGUGAGAUGACCUUUCUUCUGACCUCCCAAAUCAAAAAUAACCCUGAUUAUUACAAUUCCAGGGAAAACUUAUCGUCGUGGCGUCACACGAAAAGCGGCUCCUGGCUCGGGCCAAUUAUAUGAUCGUCUUGGACUUCGACGGCCGUGUGAAAUUGCGUGGCGCGGCUGCCGACGUUCUGAGAGGCCAUGGAGAUGAUCUCCACGAGGAUAUUUCUUUCGUCGAUGAACGGGAUUCCAUGGAGAACGUGCUGGUCCCCGAGGAGGAGAAGCAGGUCGUUAGUUGGAAAGAAUAUCAAAAAGAGGGGUAUUUUAGAAAAGAAAAAAAUCUAGUUGUAGAUUCUCAACGAAACAGGAAACUCCAGGAAGAUGUUACAUCUCUUAGGAACUUCAAGUGGACCCUAUAAGGGCACGUGAGGGUUCCCCUCUGAGGCAACUAAAGCUAGCAAACAUGGUCCUUAUAGAGAUUUUAGUUAGUGGUCCCUAUAGAGGUCUUUGAAGGCGUCCCUCUAUAGACCAUUUUUCCUCACCCUAACCCCAGAGUGGUCCCUAUAGGGAUCCUUGAAGGCGUCCCUCUAUAGAGCACGUUUCCUCCCCCUACAGGGGCCGCUGAAGCUAGAUAACAAGGCGCUCAUGGAGGUUUUAGUUAGUGGCCCCUAUAGGGGCACGAGAAGGUCAUCUCUAUAGACCAUUUUUCUUCAUCCUACCUCUAGAGUGGUCCUUAUAGGGGCACCUAAACCUGGCAAAACAGGACCCUUGAAGUGGCUUCAGUUAGUGGUCCCUAGGAAGCAGGCUGAACGAUUAUUGUAUUGUUAGGACUAUGAGAAGAAGCAUUCCCAUGCGAUAAAUAUAAUAAAAUGGCGUUUUUUUUUAAGGAAGAGACUUUAAACUCAUAGGGAUCACCUAAUUUUUACCUCUAUAGGGGCACUUUUCUGUCCCCUAUAUUCCUGUUUUUGUCCCGUUUUUUCCCCAAGCCCUAUAGGGAUCACUAGCAAAGCUUCACUUUAGUGUUUUUGUAUCAAUUUGAAAAGGGAAAAAAAUUAAAAAAAUCCAAAUUUCAUGAGAAAAACUGUUCCCUGAGCAUGUCCAUUUGGAUACGGACUUUGAAAAAGUCAAGUUUUCUGGGAAGACCAUAAAAUUUAUCGAAAAUUAGUCUUCAAAUAGAAAUGUAGGACCUUAUGGAGCCUUACCAAGACUUGGCUUCAUAGCUUAAAAAACUUUUUUCAGUUUUAAAUUGUAAUUUUUCUUAAUCAAGAGUCCAUUGUGGCAACAAUAGAAAAAAAAACCCUCCAUAGACUUGGAAAUAAAAUAACUUUUUUCAAAGGUCUUUUCCAGAGCGGCGCCGUCCGCGUUUCGGUCUACAAGGCCUACGGCGUCGCGACAGGGGUCGCCAUGUCGGUGUUGAUCAUUUCCGCCUUGGUCGCCAUGCAGGCGACCAAAAACGGCGCCGAUUGGUGGUUGAGCAAGUUUGUAUAUAUAGUAUUCCAUUUCCGCGCGAGACUUCCAAGUUUCAAUGAGAAAUAAAAGCUACCGUAACAGCAGCAUUAUUUUGCAUUUUCCUUUCGAGAAACUCCAAAAAAAAUGCGCAAAAAGGACAAAAAUACGGCUUUUUCUGGCACAAAAGUGACAGGUCUGGGAAAAUGUUUAGUGGCCACUAUAGAGGUUCUUUAUUUAGUGGCCGCUUCAGUAGUUUUUCACCCAGUAUUGCUUCCAGUAACUCUGAUAUUUUUAAAACAAACCGAUUGGACCAGUUAUGUUGAUCCAUCGAUCCCUAAAGUGACCACUAAAAUUUCUAGUAGUCUAGUAGUAGCACUUGAACCUCUAUAGAGGCCGCUAAUUUUUAACCCCUUAAGUGGCCACUAAUUUGACUACUAUAUUAGCCAGAAUAACGUCUAAACCCUAUAUUGGCCACUAAACAUUUUCCCAGGUUGGCUUGAAAUUUUUUCAGCUUUUUAGGCGCUGUUUUUCAUUUAAUGCAACAGAAAGGAUUUGAAAGAGUAAUCGAGAAAAAGGCUUUAUAGCCUCAUUUUUAAAGUCCAGUAGCAAAUAGGUUUCAGUAAUAGUUCAAAAAUCCAUUUCUUAAAGUAUUUUUGUUUCGCGUCUGAAGAUUGUUCGAUAAUUUGAAUCUGGAGUUUUUUUUUCCUAAGGUUAAAAAAGAGACUGUUGAAAAUAUCGAUUUUUUCUUGAUUACGUAACAUUUUCCUUUGUAAAACUGAUUUAUUUCGAAAAUUUUGAGGAAAAGGGACCUAGAAGAUUAUUUUUGUAGGAAGAGUCAGUAAGUUGGGCUGUAAAAAACGUAGGAAUUUUUUUUAAUGGAUCUUUUUGAAAUUACGUUUUCGCUACUUUAUUCUGAUUCAUAUCAAUUUUUUAAAGUUUUUUUCAAAAAAAUUUUUUGGCUUCAAAAAUGAUGUUUUUCCUUCAAAUAAGACAGGAAGUUCCCAAAUUUUCUGCUUCUGGAAUCAUAAAACAGUUUUCUAUUGAAGAUGGACCGAAUCUCAAGGCCCCAACGCUUCGGCCAACUUCCCCAAGGACUUUAAUGGAGUUUGGCUGGCUGGAAGACGUUAUUAUGAGUAAUAAAUAUUAGAUUUAUGGGAUUUUCUCAUGUUUUCUGCUUGAAGAAUGCUCGGAGACGAGGAAAUGGACCGUUCCGUUCGUUUUCUGUGCAUUUAUGCGGCGAUCGCCGGGGCCAACACGGUAAAGUUGACGGAAAUCAAGGGAAAAAGCAUAGGAAAAUGAAAUAUUAUCAAUUUUUCUAUCUCCGUCUUUUUUUCACAGGAUUCAGACUAUAAUAAUUUUUUUGAAGAAUUUUCUUUUUUUUCUACGUUUUCUAGAAAGUAUCAAUAGAAAAAAGUUUUUCUUAAUUUUUAAAUUGGCUCGACGAAAAAGGAAAGUGACGUCCAAUUUUCCAGAUUUUCACCUUGAUUCGAGCUUUUCUUUUUGCCUACGGUGGAAUCAUCGCGGCCAGAUAUCUCCACGAGUCGUUGCUGCACAAGUUGAUGAAGGUUUGAUCCGAAAAUACUCUAAAAAAGACAGAGGGAUAAAUUUUUUCAAGAAAAAUCAGCAAAAAAGGCCUUAAAAAACCAAUUUUUACGGUUUUCGAUGGGUACGGUAUGUGAAAGUUCGUAACGCGCGCGUUGUGUGUUUCCACUUUCUGAGUGGUCCAUCUCGCUUUUUUUUCUCAUUUUCAUUGUAAGUUUUAUCGAAAUGGAUUACAAAUACAGGAAUCAGUCACUAAUAACCCAUUAAGACUUGAAAAAAAAAUAUAAAUCAAUCAAUUUUUUUUUUAUGAAAAGCGGGGUUCACCGUUUCAUCCACUCUUUUUACAAUCGCAAACUCCAGAAUUUUCAUUAUGAGCUGUUUUUUUAUAAAAAAAGUGAGAAAAAUGGAAUUUUUGAGAAUUCAUUGAAAAUUAAAACUUUAAAGGCCAUUUUUAACGGUUUUCAAUCUUUUUUUGACUUUUUUUCGAGGUCUAGGAUUUUUGUCUCGUGAUCUAGUACAUGAAAAAUAUUCUGACGAAUUUUCUGAGCUUCUUCUUUUGCAGGAAUCCUUUCCAUUUUUGGUCUCAUUUUUUUUUAAAUUGUUUACCUUUGAUUUUUGAUUAUUUUUGACUGGGAAGUUUCAUUUUUUCAUCAAAUUUCGCUGUCUCAUCAUAAUAAUAAGCUAUAUCUUGAAAUUCUCGGUUACUGUAGGCGCCAUUGUCGUGGUGGGACCGAACCCCGGCCGGCCGUGUGAUCAAUCGCCUCUGCUCCGACGUCUACACGGUCGAUGACAACUUGCCGUUUCAAGUUUCAAAGAAACCUGAUAAAAUAAAAAACAAUUGAAACUUUUAAGCUCAACAUUUUCCUCGCCUCCCUCUUCAAUCUGAUCGGAUCCCUCGUGAUUACGCUUCUCGGCCUUCCUUUCUUGGCUCCCGUCGUUAUUUUGCUCUUCGUCGUCUAUUUCUUCAUUCAGAACUAUUACAGGUGACAUUUUGGGUGCCGAAAAAAAAAAUUUUUUUUUGAGAACUUUUUCAGUAGUUCUAACAGUGUUGAGGUCUUGAAAGAUCAUGAAAUUCGAAAAAUUGGACUUUUUUUUCCAGUGAUUAUGAAUUAUUUCUUGUAUUUUUUUGUGAAAUUUGAUGUUGAGUUAUCUAAAAUUUUUAUACUUUUUUUCUUUUCUAUUGGAAGACAAAAUCUCAAAAAAAUAACGUUUUUUUAUGUGAAAAGUGAAAGUAGCGCGAAACUGAAUUUUCGAUAUUUUUCUUUUUUUAAUAUCGGUAUUGUUGUUUAUUUGAAACUGAAUUGAAUUUAUCAAGAAGGUUCCUUUCAAAUUAUUAACUCUCAAUGAUCUCGAUUUUUUAUUUUUCCAUUCUCAGUCUCAAUUUUGGUAUUUACCAUAUAAAUGCAAUCGAAAAAAGGAUGAAUAUCACUUAAUCGACCACUUGAACUUCUCUAGUGAUCACUCAAAGAAGAUCGAUCACUUUUUCGCCCCGAAGUUGAAUGUUUUUUCUAUUCUUUCGAAGAUAAUCAAUUAUUUUAUAGCAUUCGAAAAAAGGGAAAUAUAUCUUGGAUCUCUCUAGUGGCCACUUCAAAAAAAAAAAAGAUGCCUUUUUUUUUCUCAAACUUGAAUUUUUUCCCUUUCUGUAGUAGAUGAAUAUCUUUGUGAAGCAGCUCUCGAAAAAACUGAAUUUCCCUUAUUCGACCAUUUGUGUCUGUCCAGUGAUCACUCAAAGAGAAAUUGAUACUUUAUCACGUCCUAUUUUCAAUUUCCAGACUGACGACCGUCGAACUGAAACGACUUUCGACGCUAACCUUGUCGCCUCUUUAUUCGCUCCUUUCGGAUACCGUAAAUGGACUUGUGACCAUCCGAGCUCAAAGAUUGACUGAUCGGUUUCAAAUAAAUAUCCAAACUUUGAAAAAAAAAAAAUUAAAGAUUUGCUGGAAAACUCCGAGAGAGGCUGACGAACAACCUACGGGCGCAGUUUUCGUCGUUGGCCGCCAGCCAAUGGCUCUCCAUUCGGCUAUCUAUGAUUGCUGUUGCAGUUGUUUCGGCGAUCACUGUAGCCGCGAUUAUUCAGCAUCGAGUGACUCAUGUCGAUUCUGGUGGGUUUUAAAAAAAGAAUAAGAUAGAAAAAAAGAAAAAAAAAACGAAGUAUAAAUAGCUCCAUUGAGUUUGAAAUUAGCGAGCGAUUAAUGUAGAUUGCAUCGUUUUAAAAAUAGUUACUCAUGUAGAUUAGGGGGUUUAGGAAGAGUAAACGUGCCUCGGAAACUUAUUGGUGGGUUUUAGGGGAAGAACAAAAAAGAACAGAUGACAAUGCAGUGGAUAAUUAGAUUUUGAAGCUUGUCAUAUUACAAAGAAACGAGUACGAGUUUGAAACCGUCACAAAAAAAAAACCGGCCGACUUUUCCACAUUUGAACAGUCCGGGAGCGGUUGUUAUUAAACUCCAAGUUUUAAUAAACUAUUUAAGAAACUGUGAAGUAAUUUAUUAACAAAAAGUUUUUCCGAAUAACAACUCGAACAUUGGUAACGCGAAAAGGACGUUUCGGAGUAUUUCUAGGGACCACUUUAGUAGUUUCGGAACUCUCAAGUGACCCCUUGAAUUGCCCAGCUUCAUGUUACCAGAGUCCGAGAAAAAGGAAAUAAAGAACUGAAAAAAAAAAUCGAGCUGAAGCUUGUUUUCAAAGAAAAAUUGAAUAUUUUGUGAUUUUUUUGAAUAUUUUCAUUUUCAGGCCUUGUCGCCCUUGCAAUCACUUAUGCGUUGUCGAUGACCAGCCUUUUGAAUGGCCUUUUGGGAUCUUUCAUCGAAACUGAAAAGGUUACUAAUUUUACAAUUUUGAUGCGUUCUCAUAACUGAUUCACGGCUGGCUAUCGAAAAAAUGGUCCUGACACGAUAAUGAACGAGAUAGUGUCUGGCUCGUGGAGAGCGCAGACAGGGCACGCCCCCUUAGCCUCCCAAGCUAGCCGUGAAUCAGCUAUAUCAUUUUUCAACCAACUUUUCUUCAUUUUUCGGGAAAUUUUACAGGAAAUGGUGUCCGUAGAGCGAAUCGACGAGUAUUUGCAGACAGUUGAAGAGGAGAAAAGUCGGAAUGAUAAGGUUUUUCGAUGAAAAAAGCCAAGAAAAAUUCAAAAACUUCAGUUUAUCGAUCCAACGACGGUUCGUGGCAAGAUUGUCUUCAAAAACGUCUCCUUGCGCUAUAAAAGGUGAUUUUUUGAAGCAUCUCCAGAAAAAAUGUAUAAUUUCCAGUAAUCUCCCCUUGGCUUUGGACAAUAUUUCCUUGUCUUUCGAAUCCGGAAGACGAGUGGCCAUUAUCGGGAGGACGGGCAGUGGAAAAAGCAGCAUUUUCCAGGUUUUUGAGCUAAGAAUUUAAUUAUUCGAAUUGAAAAUCUAGCUUAGAAUAUGUAUAUUUAUAUAGAUUCUGUUCACGAUACGUGCUUAGAAAAUGCUAGAGUGGUCCCUAGAGGGUUACCAAGAAAUUUCCCCUCAAAGGACCACUCUAACUCUUCCUACAAGGGGCAAUAAAGCUUGCAAAAGUGGCCACUCUAGGGGUGCGUGCUAGUUGUGUUCUUAUAAGUCUUUGUAACUUUCAAAUCAGAAAAAUUUAAAGACCACUACAGGGACUACUUAAGCUUCAGGGACGGUGGUCCCAAUAGGGACCACCGGAAUUUUAGCGCUCUAGAGUAUUAUCUUAUCCAGUUUAGAGGAUUUCUACCUAACCCCUGUAGGGACCACUUAGGCGUUCCUGAGUAUCUUUUAAGAAAAUUUUCAAAGCUUCCAGGGGGAAGGAUAAGUCUUAAGGAAUGGAAUUUUUCGGUUUCGCAAUUUUGCACAUUUUUGGGAUCUUGAAUAGAAUUUUUACUGUAAAAAGUUGAAAUUCGGAUUUCAAAAUAAAUUUCCGAAAAUUUUGGGACAUAUAGGUUAUUCACGGCUAGCUUGGGACAAAAGGGGCGUGGUCUGUCUUCCCUCUCCACGAACCAUGGAAUAUUUAUUUUUUUUUUAUCGUGUCAGGACCCUUUUCAGAUGGCUCAAUCAUGUAUAAAACAGCUAGUUUCAAAAUAUUUGCUAUAAAGUUCUUAGGAAAUUUAGAAAAACAUAUUAUUCUAAGUUUACUAAAUUGCCAGGCUCUCCUGCAAUUGGCGCCAAUCGAAAAUGGAACGAUUCUUCUUGACGACGUCGACAUCAGAACCUAUGACAAAUUCGCCUUCCGACGAUGUUUCGGAGUCAUCCCGCAGAUGCCCUUCAUCUUUAGGUUCGAAAAUAUCUGAUGAUAUAUUCUGACCGAUUUUUAGGUAGUUUAGAAGCUUCGAGAAAAUUUUUUUGACUAUGGACUAUUUGAAAUUAGAGUUCGGCUCUUUUGAACGGAAAAUUUAGUUUGGUCAAAAAUUCAAAAAUCACUAAAGGUCGUUUGCGAGCUUGUAGAGGAGAAAAAAGGCGCUUUUUAAAUUUCAGUACUAUGGUAUUAUCGACCACAAAUGACCAAAAAGCCAAUUUUUUUAAAAUUGAAGUUCAAUUUCUCGAAAAAUUAUAAGUAACUUCAAAAAAACUCAUAAAAAAAUGUUUUUAUCAAAUGAAUAGUACUAAAAAAAGCAGGCCAAGAAAAAGUUUCAAGUCUUUUUUUCAGUGGAACUCUUUACGAUAACUUGACGGUGAACGGAGGAAUCACCAAUAGAGCGCAAGUCACUCAGGUCGUUCGCGUCGCGAAUUUAGGUAUUUCUGAAAAAAUUUCCAAAGUAACGGGAAAUGUUAAGAUUCGGUUCUGACAAGGAUCGGAGGACUGGACGGCGAAAUUAUUGAAGACGGCAAAAAUUUGUCCGUCGGAGAGAAGCAGCUCAUCUCCGUGUGCAGGAUCUUGCUCUGCAAGCCAAAGGUGAGAAAAAAAAUCAAGAAAGUUCCCAAAACUCGAAUUUAGAUCUAGGAAAAAUAGAAAAAUACGAUUUUUGUGCCUUUUUUAGUUUUCUAAGACUUUUUAAGGCUUGCGAAAUGAAACAUUUCCCAAAAAAAAAAAUCGCGAAAAUGAAUAGCGAACCUAUUUUACAUCAAGAAGAAGAAAAGAAUCCUCAGAAAAGGCACAAAAUUUGAAGUUUGAUAUGUAAAAUAUUGAAUAAUACGAAAUUAAGAGAUUUAAUGUCUUUUUUGAAACUUGUGUUCAAAUCUUUAGAUCAAAAGGUUGAUUUUUCAAAGGUCACACCAGGUUUUGCAGGGAAAUAACGAUUUUAAAGCGCCAAGUGGCCACUUGAGAAGAAUCACAGAAAAGUUCUGCAGUACUUCCAGUCACAAAAAUCGAAAAGUCCUGAGUUUUUUCAAGUUUUGUCAUGUUCAAAGGCUUUAUUGAGCCUGAAACCGUACCGUUUGACUAAUUUUAGGUUCAAUUUUUUGAAAAAUGAAACGAGAUUUUCAUUUAAUCUUGAUGGAUCUGUUAUCAGGAGGUCUUGAAGUACCCCUUUGUCAAGUUUCACAAAAUUUUCAACCCUUUUGGUUGCUUUUUCUUUGAGAAAUUUGUUGUGAAGUUUGUUCGGUCACUGAUUCCGAACCAUUGAAAAAAACUGUGGGCUUUAAGUGGAGAAAAUGGGGGACUUGGUUGUCGUCGGUCAUUAAUUAUUCCACUCCAUUAAAAAACUGUCAAUUUUUGGUUGUCGCCAGUCAGGCUCAUCUCAUGUAUUUUCCGAAUGAAUAAGCUGCAGAUCGUGCUGAUCGACGAAGCGACGUCGAACAUGGACCGUCAGACGCAUCUGGCGGUCUAUUCGCUCCUCCGGGCCCACCUCCCGAUGGCCACCAUUCUGUGCAUCCUGCACUCGCCCGACUCCAGCGAGAACUUCGACGGCGUCAUCGAGUUGGACCGCGGGAGCGUCGCGAGGCUCUUCAGCGCCUACCAUAAUACCAUUCCGGGACAUUAG